Nicotiana attenuata is the source of this 504-nucleotide messenger RNA. RefSeq lists its product as uncharacterized. Lineage: Eukaryota; Viridiplantae; Streptophyta; Magnoliopsida; Solanales; Solanaceae. Bases 1 to 504 code for a protein of 167 amino acids. The transcript is spliced from 3 exons. The record is from RefSeq and is a predicted model, not a curated record.
AUGUCGAAUUUGUCAAAGCUUGAGUUUGUGGCACUUGACAUUUCUGGAAAGAAUUAUCUAUCAUGGGUUCUUGAUGCUGAGAUUCACUUAGCCGCUAAAGGCCUUGGUGACACCAUUACUCAUGUGAAGGAUCCACUUGAAUUGUGGACUGGCCUGAAGAAAAGGUAUGAUCACCUUAAGGCUACGGUAUUGCCAAGGGCUCGAUAUGAGUGGAUGCACUUACGGUUGCAAGAUUUUAAGACCCAAUACUAUGAAAGGAGAUUUAAACAGUAUUCUGAAUUGAUCUCAUGUCUUCUGGUGGCUGAGCAACAUAAUACCCUUUUGCUGAAAAAUCAUGAAGCCCGUCCCACAGGGUCAACUCCACUUCCUGAAGUGAAUAUGGUAGCGAGACGUGAUAAGUCUGGAAAAAGACAGAAUAAUUAUCACGGUCAUAUGAAUGUACGUGAGCUUGGCAAUGGCAAGAGACAAUAUAAUAAUUGUCAUCGUGGUGGUUAUGGCAAAUGA